AUGGGAUUGUCCCAAGAAACAACAUUUCUUGCCUGGUGGAUUUGGUGUAGCGCAUUCUUGCCGGUGAGUUUCGUUGUCGCCUGGGUACCCCGAAGACCCACUACGCUUUCACGGAAUUCAUGCCGUCGACGUCCUCGGAAGAUACCGAGUGCCAGCUGGCAUUCGAAUAACGUCGCAUUACGCUUCCCGAUCGAGCUCAAGAGUAUACAACGCUCCAGGGAUUUGGCCGUGUCCACGGCUCUCUCUUUGUUUGCUUUCAAGAAUGGCCCUGACGGGGACGAUACGAAUCAAGAACAAUCUAAUCCAGGACAAGGAACGCAGGAAAUUGACGACGAUGAGAAUGAGAAAGACAAACCAAGUUGGAUACGAGCGAUUCGACAGUGGCCCUUGCGCGAAAGCAACGCCGUCAGCGGCAGUGGUGUUGACCAGUGGUUGCUGGGAGGACCUUUGCAAGAUCACGAAGCCGAUUGGUUGGAAGAGAUCGUUGGCGGAGGUGGCGUCACGGACGAGGACAACUCCACAUUACCGAGCUCUAGCGUCUUGAAGUCGGUCUCUUCCUCCAGAAUCUCGUCUUCGUCUACUAGCUUUUUACGACCCCUUGUUAGUCUACUCAACAUGGAAGCUUUGCUUUUUGAUUACGAUGAAGCGCAGACCGAUAAUUUUGCCGGUGACUCUGCUGGUAAUGAAUCUACAGGCCGGACUUUGGUUGCGAGCGACUCGUUACCAGGCUCAUCUUCGACAAAUGCAAGUCAAAUUUUUGCCUCUAUCCUACCACUUUCUGCGACACUUAGUGCAAACACAACGGCAUCGCUGGCCCGAGGAAUUGCAACUGAUUGGACGGUAUUGGAAGAACUUGGUCGUUUGGAUCAGUGGGCUGACAGCAUCCGGCGGGGUAUAUCCACGGCCGACCCAAAGACAUUUUCCAAGUCUGCCGAAGCUGUUCUGAAACAAGCCACGACCCGCAUCGAAUCUCUCGUCGCCGACGCCUCGGCCGUGAUUUCUCCCGCGACACUACAAGCAUUGAUCAAUCGCGCACGUCAAGCCGUUCCACCGAGCAACAUCAAUUUAUUGGUAGGCAGUGAAAACAAUGUAACAUCUUCGGGGGAAAUGCCGAAACAGGUGGAUCUGAUUGAGGCCGCCAAACGGCUUGCCCUAGAUCGGGGAUUGGACGUGGCCGAAGCCGCGGAACGAGCGCGUGAAACAACUGCCUACGCUGUCAGUCUCGUCACGGUUGCCGAUGGAGUCAUUCGCAAAGGCUACGUGGACGGCGACUUUAUUGCGCAGCGACAGCGUGAACUGCAAAACAAAUCCGAUGCGGUGAUGUUGGACGACGGCGUGGCGGAUGGCUCUCAGGCGCUUUUUGCAGAUUACCCAUCAGCGGAGGAGCUGAAUACGUAUGGUCCGAGCUUGGCACAGGCUGCCGAAAUGGGGGCCUUGUCAGGAGCAAUUUACGAAGAAACAAUACCCCGUACUCAUGCACUCAAUCAUGCUAUCGUUGCGCAAGGACGUACCAAGGACGUCUUUUGGAUGGUGACGGAUAAGCUACUAGUCAACGCUUCGGCUUUUAAUGAUCGGAAUGUGGCAUUGACGAAAGAUCCAAUGCUGGUCCGCACUCUUACAAUUCGGGGAUUUGACGCGUCCGACGAAGGUGUGGAUCGGGAGCGACUUAUAAAUGGUAUUUGUGCAGCUGCGCCGGAACGAUUAAAAUCCCAGCCUGAUGUGCUCAUUCAUUCUGGGCUCAUGAGUAUCGCCCGUGCAAUUUACAAAGACGUCAAGCAGUACAUUGAUUGGUGUGCUCCGACUCACAAAAUCAUUCUUAACGGGCACUCAAUUGGCGGAUCCCUAUCUUUACUUAUGCUCCUACUCAUGACCGAUGACAUGGGUCCGGAGUAUGUUCGGAAUAAGAUUCUUCGUGUCUUUACUUUUGGCAAUCCCGCCGUAGUUUGUCUUCGAAAGCCGCGUAGAAAAACAUCGGAAGCAGACGAGACCUGUGACAUUCUCAAAGCAUUUGAGUUGCCGACUAAUAUUGUCCACGGCUUUGCUCAACCUUGGGAUCCUGUUGUUCGGCUAUUCACACAAUACGAUCCACUUUAUCCGUUAGCCGGAGGACUUGGCGACGACGGCGUGACUCCUUGGGCAAACGGACCUCCACGAACGCUGCGCACAAUCACAAAAAAGAUUUUCGAAGCAUGGGAUGGCUGGCCUCGUUUUCGUGAGACCUUUCGAGGCCAAGCCAAUCAAAAUUACACUUCUGUUGGAAUCCAACAUAUUCUUCUUCCUGAACCAACCCGCUUUUUAGCGGACCGCUUUGUGGCUGUAAAUAUUCCCGUUCCUCCGAUUGAGACAGUUUUGAAAAUCUCUUCACGCGAACUGCUUCCAGCGUUGUGCAACGUUUUCCCACUGUCAACUUUUGAAAUUAGUUUUGUACCACAAGCGAUUCGGAGUUUUGUUCACCAUUUUUAUCCUGCGUACGAUAUGCCGCUUGUUGCGUAUGUGAGACGAAAAGCAAAAGGGAACGGAUCCUUGGGACCAAACAACAACGGAAGCGGCAAAUCGCCUUCACCUCCGAAGGCCAAGAAGGUCUCCAAGAAGACGGCGACCCAAUUUAAGGAACCAGCUUUGACAAACAGUGCCAUUGCUCCCUCCGAAGACAAUCGAAGUAUACUUACUGGAGACGAGGGUCCGUCUUGGAACCUAGCUGCACAAUGGCUCCAGGGCAAGGAGGGGCAGAUCGAAACUAAAGGUAACACCUAG
Messenger RNA from Phaeodactylum tricornutum CCAP 1055/1, 2754 nucleotides. RefSeq lists its product with no specific name. NCBI's taxonomy places the organism in Eukaryota, Bacillariophyta, Bacillariophyceae, Surirellales, Neidiaceae. Bases 1 to 2754 code for a protein of 917 amino acids. The transcript has a single exon. Gene Ontology annotation, biological process: lipid metabolic process. The record is from RefSeq and is a predicted model, not a curated record.